CUGCACCCUUCACGCAGCGGGCCAUGGCUGAACAAGAAAGCUUGGAGUUCGGGAAGGCCGAUUUUGUCCUCCUAGACCAGGUCACCAUGGAAGACUUCAUGGAAAACCUGAAGCUGAGGUUCGAGAAAGGGAGGAUCUACACGUACAUAGGGGAAGUGGUGGUCUCCGUGAACCCCUACAAGCAAACGGCGCUUUACGGGAAAGAUGUGGUUGAGCAGUACCGCGGCCGCGAGCUCUACGAGAGGCCGCCCCACCUCUUCGCGGUGGCCGACGCAGCUUACAAGGCCAUGAAGCGCCGGGCGAAGGACACCUGCAUUGUCAUAUCAGGGGAAAGCGGUGCUGGGAAGACAGAGGCCAGCAAGUACAUCAUGCAGUAUAUUGCGGCCAUCACAAACCCCACCCAAAGGGCAGAGGUGGAAAGGGUUAAGAAUGUCCUGCUAAAGUCCAACUGUGUCCUGGAAGCUUUCGGCAAUGCCAAAACCAACCGCAACGACAACUCCAGCCGGUUUGGCAAAUACAUGGACAUCAAUUUUGACUUCAAAGGGGACCCGACGGGGGGCCACAUCAACAACUACCUCCUGGAGAAGUCUCGGAUCCUCAAACAGCAGCCGGGCGAGAGGAAUUUCCACACCUUCUACCAGUUGCUGCUCGGAGCCUCGGAUGCUUUGCUGGAGUCCCUCCACCUCAGCAGGGAUCCGGCGGUCUACAGGUUUACCAGAGAGGGUGCCAACAACCACUCCUCGGGCAGUGAGAAAUCCAGCCACCAGGCCGUUGCAGACGCCAUGGCCGUGAUCGGUUUCACUUCGGAAGAGAUCGACUCUGUCUACAAGAUCCUGGCGGCCAUUUUGCACUUGGGCAACGUGUGCUUUGUCGCCACGGGGGACGAUGUGGAGAUAGAAAACGCUGAACUGGUACCCUACCUGGCGGAGCUGACCUCCACGGAGCCGGAGAGUCUCCUCAACACGCUCCUCUAUCGGACAGUGGCCACCGGAGGUGGAGAAGUCAUCCAAAAGGGCCACAGCGCCAACGAGGCCAACUACGCGAGGGAUGCUUGCGCCAAGGCCUUCUACGAGCGUCUAUUCUGUUGGAUCGUGGCCCGCAUCAACACGGUCAUCGAGGUCAAGAACUACGAUGCCCGAAUCCAUGGCAAGAAUACGGUGAUUGGAGUCCUGGACAUCUAUGGUUUCGAGAUCUUCGACAACAAUAGCUUUGAGCAGUUCUGUAUCAACUACUGCAACGAGAAGCUGCAGCAGCUGUUCAUCGAGCUGAUCCUGCAGCAGGAGCAGGAGGAGUACCAGCGCGAGGGGAUCGAGUGGCAACACAUUGAAUAUUUCAACAACCAAAUCAUUGUGGACCUGGUGGAGGAGCCGCACAAGGGCAUCAUUGCUGUGCUUGAUGAGGCCUGUCUGACUGGGGGGAAAGUCACCGACACCCUGUUCCUGGAGUCCAUGAAUGCCAGGCUUGGCAAACACCCACACUAUGCCAGCAGGAAGCUCAAUCCUGCUGAUAAGUCCAUGGAUUUCGGACGCGAUUUCCGCAUUAAGCACUACGCAGGGGACGUCACGUACUCCGUGGAGGGAUUUCUGGACAAGAACAAGGACACUCUUUUCCAGGACUUCAAGCGGCUGAUGUAUAACAGCGCAGACCCCGUCCUCCAGGACAUGUGGCCGGAGGGCCAGCAGAGCAUCACCGAGGUCACCAAGAGGCCCCUGACGGCUGCCACCCUCUUCAAAAACUCCAUCGUGGCGCUGGUGGAGAACCUGGCCUCAAAGGAGCCGUAUUACGUCCGUUGCAUCAAGCCAAACGACCAGAAGUCGCCCUUGCUCUUUGACGAAGAGCGCUGCCGCCAUCAGGUGUCGUAUUUGGGGCUGCUUGAGAACGUGCGCGUCCGGAGGGCGGGAUUCGCCUACAGGCAGCCUUACGACCGCUUCCUCCUCCGGUAUAAGAUGACCUGUGAGUACACGUGGCCCAACCACCUCAUGGCUACCGACCGGGAGGCCACGCAGGCCUUGAUGGAGCAGCACGGCUUCCAGGACGACGUCGCCUAUGGACACACCAAGAUCUUUAUCCGCACGCCCCAGACGCUGUUCACCCUGGAGCAGGAACGAGCCCAGCUGAUCCCCAUCAUUGUGCUGCUGCUGCAAAAGGCCUGGAGGGGCGCCCUGGCCCGCAAGCGCUGCCGUUACCUGCGGGCCACCUACACCAUCAUGUCGUACUACAAGCGCCACAAGGUGAAGUCUCACCUGCUGGAGAUGGUGCAGAGGUUUCAGGCGGUACGCAGCAUGGCGGACUACGGCAAGGGCGUGGAGUGGCCGGAGCCUCCGGCUGUGCUGGCUCAGUUCCAGGAGAACAGCAAGCUCAUCUUCCGCAGGUGGCGAGCCAGGCAGAUCGUGAAGAACAUCCCUCCCUCCGACAUGGACCAGAUCAAGGCCAAAGUGGCGGCCCUGGACGUCCUGCAAGGACUGCGGAAGGACUGGGGCUGCUCCCGGAGCUGGGGGAGGAACUACUUGGUGUCGGUAGUGGAAAACCCUGCAAUGGCCGACCAGUUUGCCAAACGGGUGUCAGCCCUGAAGGAGAAGGUUCACUUCCGUUCCGUGCUGUUCUCGUGCCACGUCCGCAAGAUCAACCGCUGUAACAAGACCACAGACCGAGCCAUCCUCAUCACAGACCAGCACCUAUACAAGUUGGAACCGAGGAAACAGUACAAAGUGAUGAGAUCGAUUCCUCUGAGCAUGGUGACCGGGAUGAGCGUGACCAGCGGCGUGGAUCAGCUGGUCGUCUUCCACACCCAGAACCACGACGGCCUGGUGGUCUGCCUCCACAAAAUGCAGCCAGAAAACGACGGCCGGGUCGGGGAGCUGGUCGGCGUGAUGGUUGACCACUUCAGAAGGACUAAGAGGGAACUCCGGGUGCAGGUCUCGGACUGCAUUCAGCUCAGCCUCCACGGACGGAAAAAAUUGGUCUCCGUGAAGACGCGUGCAGAACAGGCCAUGCCCGACUUCGCCAAGAGCCGUGAUGGCUUCGUGCUUUUCUGGCCGCGGAGAUAAACACACUGGUCGGUUUUGGAGGA
This is a messenger RNA of Lacerta agilis (Sand lizard), 3070 nucleotides long. It is a transcript of the gene MYO1G, whose product is annotated as myosin IG. The coding region runs from base 24 to 3047 and encodes 1007 amino acids. Gene Ontology annotation, cellular component: cytoplasm; plasma membrane; actin cytoskeleton. Lineage: Eukaryota; Metazoa; Chordata; Lepidosauria; Squamata; Lacertidae. The transcript has 22 exons. Gene Ontology annotation, molecular function: microfilament motor activity; actin filament binding; ATP binding. The record is from RefSeq and is a predicted model, not a curated record. Gene Ontology annotation, biological process: vesicle transport along actin filament; actin filament organization.